Exophiala dermatitidis NIH/UT8656 is the source of this 621-nucleotide messenger RNA. RefSeq lists its product as uncharacterized. Bases 1 to 621 code for a protein of 206 amino acids. The record is from RefSeq and is a predicted model, not a curated record. Lineage: Eukaryota; Fungi; Ascomycota; Eurotiomycetes; Chaetothyriales; Herpotrichiellaceae. The transcript has a single exon.
AUGGCAGCGUCUUCGUCUUCUUCCGGUGCUCAACCCAAUGGUGCUUCGGGGGAAUUCCAGCAGCGCCAGCACAUUACAGAUGAUUACCACCGAUUCCUGUCCACGGCGUCCCUUGCAACGUGCGUCCUCGCCCCGGUCAUCAUAGCCUUGCCCCCUCGGAAACUCGACCUGUACUCGUUUUCGCUGGCUGGAGCAUUCGUCGUGUCAGCGAACUACCAGCUUAAAGAACGGACGGGCCGAGGGAUCGUCGAGCGGGCCCGCAUGCCACAUAUUUUUGGAAUGCCGGAGCAGGCGAGAGAAAUACAGCUCAAGAUGCGGGCGCAAGAAGAAAAGCGACUGCUUGAAGAGUCUCCUUCUGCGACGACGCAGAAAAAGAGUGGUUCGUUACUCGAGGAAAAAGCGAAGGAACUGUGGAUGGGUGGAGAGACCGAGGGAUGGAAAGAGCGCCGGUUGCGGGAAGAGCAGGAGAAACUUGCGAAUGGCGAAGGAUAUGGGUCCAUGAUCAUGGACCAGAUCUGGGAGGUGUGGAACUGGGGGAAGGUGAAGGAUGAGGACGAAGAAGAGCCUGAGAAAAAUGCGGCCAGCAAAGGUGUUGCAGAGAAGCAAAAUAAGACUGGGUGA